Verticillium alfalfae VaMs.102 is the source of this 630-nucleotide messenger RNA. RefSeq names its product fungal cellulose binding domain-containing protein. Lineage: Eukaryota; Fungi; Ascomycota; Sordariomycetes; Glomerellales; Plectosphaerellaceae. The record is from RefSeq and is a predicted model, not a curated record. The transcript is spliced from 2 exons. Bases 1 to 630 code for a protein of 209 amino acids.
AUGAAGGUCUCCGCUUUUGUUCUUGCCGUCGUCGCCCAGGUGGCCUCGGCGCACUACUUCUUCGACACCAACAUCAUUAAUGGUAACUCACAGCCCUCAUUCAAGCACGUCCAAACCUUCACCUGCGCCACCAAGUACAACCCCAUCAAAUUCUCAUCCAACCCGGCGGCCGACAUUCGCGAUGGAUCUUUCGCCGAUGGUGUUGACCGUUCGCACGUCAACCCGCCCGAGCACCACGUGUCUUGCGUGCAGAUCCAGGUCGUCAACGGCGGCAACGGCUCGCCCGGCCCCCUCGUGAAGUUUCCGGGCGCCUACAGUGCCACCGACGCCUAUGCUAAAUUCAGUAUCUACGGUGGCGACAAGACCUUCCCGUUCCCGCGCCCCGCUGUCUGGAACGGUGUUGGCGGCAGUACCGCUCCUCCCACCGCUCGUCCCACCACUCCAACUCCUCCUUCAAACCCUCCUUCGAUCCCCCCCCCCUCCCCACCUCGGGCUGUGCUUCUCUAUACGGCCAGUGUGGUGACUCCGGUUUCACUGGUCCCAAGUGCUGCUCCUCCGGAACCUGUCGCGUCAGCAACCAGUCGUACUCACAGUGUCGGUAGAUCAGCUCCAUCGCGCGGUGUCCAUUGA